This is a messenger RNA of Sphaeroforma arctica JP610, 2054 nucleotides long. RefSeq lists its product as hypothetical. The coding region runs from base 61 to 1032 and encodes 323 amino acids. Lineage: Eukaryota; Ichthyosporea; Ichthyophonida. The record is from RefSeq and is a predicted model, not a curated record. The transcript has 3 exons.
GCAGCUGGUACAUCUGCUGUACAAGGUAGUGCCGAAGUGAAUGACAGUUCACGCUCGCUGAUGUCAGUCCCGGCGCCUCUCUAUCCUAAGGCACAACCUACAAACAAUCGUCACAGAGAGCCCUUAAGCGCUGCUGAUCUGGACGGAGUUGUGCCGUAUAGAAAACAGCGAAGAGGGAAGCGGGGUAGGAAGAAGAAGGUAUCCGUGUGUGAAGUAGAUACAGAGAAUGGGAAAAGCACGAUGGGCGCUGUUGAGAGCCAAACGGUUGCUGUGCAAGUUGAUAGGAUGGAUGAGGAUACUACAAAUCAACACUUAGGCCAACAGAGCACGAGCGUAACGGGCACGAGCGUAACGGGUAGCGGUGCGACUGAGACACAUACGAGUACUAAUCCGGUCAGUUCACAUGGAAACACGAAUACAAGUAUCACAAAUACAAACUUAAAUACGAAUGCAAACACGAGGUAUGACACACGUAAAGGUUCUCGCCGGGACAUCAAGCCGAAUACUCGCAUCAAUACAGGUCCGAAUCAGGGCCCAGGCGCCAAACGGGGCAGUGGCGUUGGUAGGAAUGAGGGGAAUCAAUACAAGAAGAAACGAAAGUCGCAGCCUGGUUUGAACGAAGAACCGAUUGUGUGUCCAAUGGCUCCGAGGAAUACAUCGCAAUUCUUGAUGGAUGUACAUAUGGAGACGAUAUCAGACCCUUCCACAGCGACUGCGACCUCCGACGCCGACGACUUCCUACAGCCACGCCAGCGGACAAGCAGCGAGUCUAUAACCGGAGGUAUGCCGUAUGGAUUUGAGGACGCGUUGUACGGAGACCUCACGUAUAAGGACAAGGACUAUAUAGUGAACAGAUUGAAGAAUGCAGAAGCCGAGGCAGAGGAUCUCAGACAAUCCUUACACCGCCUGAGAUCGGUCGAAAGCAAACACAAGGAUACCAUUGUGCGUUUGGAGGAAGAGCUGAGUAUACUCAAAGCCCAAGCGAAAGAUUCGGAGACGGAGAAAAGUGAAACACUACCCAUGGCGGAUUGAGUGAGUUGUGGUGUACAAUUUAAUUCACAACUGUUAUUUGCUCUGAUGGCCUUGUACAUAACAAGAGCGCUUUGAUUCCAAUGUGUAUUACGUUCGUGCUUGGCAAGGAUAGUACAUAUGUUGAACAAUCGCCCUCCCCAUAGGGCAUUCCGAGGCUCCCACAUUCAAGCCAACACUCAGGCAAACGAUAGCCUUCUGAAGUCAAAUCCCAAGUUCGGACUCAGUACUGAGCCUUCUAAUUUAAGGUAAUGCACACCGCGUACGUGGUUGUAUUGUGGCUGCUGAUGGUUGUCUGGCAAUGGCUUAUAUCGUCGCGCAAGUUGUGGCUAUUUUUAGCACAGGCCAGUGACUAUAAAGAGCACAUGCUGGCUAGAAAUAGCUGUCUGUUGCGUGAGUGCAUAUGCGCGCCGUUGGAAUUGUCGCACUUCCCGUAACUCUUGACAACGCAUCCAGUACCACAGGUGUGGGAUUAAGGCUUACUGCGAUGUGUAAGUGAGCUGCGAGUGUAACCGGUUCGGAUAGUAUCAGCGCUCUUUGCCCGUGCUGCGAGAAUUGAGCUCUUGCGAGCAAGCCUGGACGAGAAAAGCCCUCCGUUUCGUACACUCUAAGAGAGUCCUGGUCUAAGCCCAGGGCUUUCGACCUGAUUUCAUGAGAUAACCCUGCGAUACCUCGCCCCAAUCCAAUCUGCCACGAGUGAUUGACACCGGCAUGGGAUGCAUUCUGUCUAGCCUUUUAAUUCAGCGUAAGACCUUUACUGCUGACGAUUAGUUAGGACUAUCCUACCAAGCAGAUGCUGCACUACAUGUAUGACGUACCUUACAAAACUAACCCUACCACUGUACCACUUCAAGUAGACAACACCUCCGCGGUUUGCCAUCUGAACAAAUAAAAGUAGUCGAUCCGCUCCAAUAAACUCGGUCUGAACUCCACAUCUCUGCACUACAACUUCAUCCGUUUCCAGUACGUGCUUGUCUCGGAAGGAAAAGCGAAAGUUCCCACUCCAGACACUACCCAUUAAGAAU